Messenger RNA from Aedes aegypti (yellow fever mosquito), 5470 nucleotides. It is a transcript of the gene MTA1-like, whose product is annotated as metastasis-associated protein MTA3. Gene Ontology annotation, biological process: negative regulation of transcription by RNA polymerase II. The record is from RefSeq and is a predicted model, not a curated record. Gene Ontology annotation, cellular component: nucleoplasm; NuRD complex. Lineage: Eukaryota; Metazoa; Arthropoda; Insecta; Diptera; Culicidae. Gene Ontology annotation, molecular function: chromatin binding; sequence-specific DNA binding; transcription coactivator activity. Bases 1370 to 4471 code for a protein of 1033 amino acids. The transcript has 13 exons.
UCUGACGGCCGCAAAAAGCCAAAAUGGCGGAGCUUGGCAAAAACGAGAGACGCGUCCUGCUCUGUGUGUCGUGUUCCGGGUGAUUCGGGUUGCGAUCGAGUGAAAUACGAAAGGGAUUGUGUGCGAAACCGGGCCGGAAGUGUAUCGCUGCUGCCCCAGAGCGGUUGUGUCCGAAAGUGGCGUGAAAUCCGUGGGAAAACCGCGAAUUUGGGGCGAUUUUUGUCCGUCGCGAACAGAACAGAAAGCAAGCAGCAGCAGCAGCGGGAGGAAGAAGAGUAAGAGAAGUCGUGCCAAGAGGAAGAAGAUUGCUGUGCAUCGCGCCGAACUCGGGAGCAAAAAGCUGUGGGUCGAGUUUUGGUCCGAUUUUGGGACAGUUUGACGGGAAGGAAGUGUAACAGCAACAGGAAACCAGCAAGACCAGAAUCGUGCCGCUAAGCGUCAAUACCGAAACGCGAAAAGUUGGGAUUGGGAUGCGUUUUUUGGAUCCGGAUUGAAACUGGGCAAGGAAUCUUGGACCGUUGUCCGUUAUAGUUAAAAGAUUGUGGACCAGUUUACAGCAGGAGGCGAGCAGCGCGAGAAAGUGAAGAAAAGCGGACCACCGCAGCAAAACAACCCGGAAGAAAGUAGUGAGGCAACUCUGAUGAAAACAUGUAAAACGAGAUCGAGACCGCGCGAGUGAGAGUGUGAAUCGAUGCUAAUUGAACGGUAUUAGUAGCCGAAAGUGAGGGCGAAAGACGUCCUGGGAAUCGCGAAUCGCUUCUUGACGCAGAGGCCACCGAGAUAAACACGGUCAAAGUAUUGCCACUGUCGAUAAAAGCGCCAAACGAAACAAGUUCCGUUUUUCUAUGUGAAGAAACAUCGAGUGAGUUCCUCCAGGUGCUUCCGGAAGAGCACCCGGUGUCCUGUGUCCACUGUCCCUCCUCACCCUUAGUUCCAAGGGUAUCUUGUGAUUGUGUUUGUGUCCCUCGCGGAGGAAACCCGUUCCCUGUUCGGUUCAAAAUCGCACACCGGGCAAAAGGCACCGAGAGCAAAUUCGGGUUCGCGCGCGCUUCCACCGACCUGUGGCCAACUUUUUGCCUUCCAUCGCCCCCCUAGCGAGGGGUGCGCGAGUGAAUGAGAAAGUGAAGUUGUUGGAAGAUAACAACAGCCAAAGCAGGAAGAAAGAGAAACAGACGCGCGUUGAGUCGGUGAAGAAGAAGAACAGCGCCAGAAAAGGGAGUACGUGGAGAAGAGGGUGGCCAAAAGCCGUUUCGAGCGUGUGUUCCUGUGGUUGUCUUUCCCCCCUAAGAGCAGCCGGGAGUAGUGAGGCGGGGUGAUUGGUGGUGGUGCUGUUUGAGAGAAAAACGUUGAAAACAACCCCGUGGCCACUAUGACAACAAACAUGUAUCGGGUCGGAGACUAUGUCUACGUGGAAACAUCGUCGACGACCCCGUACCAGAUCCGGCGGAUCGACGAGCUCAACAAAACGCCCAACGGCAACGUGGAGGCGAAAGUGAUGUGCUUCUACCGGAGGCGAGAUCUGCCCACACCGCUCGUGCAAUUAGCUGAUAAGCAUCAAAUGGCCACAUCGGAGGAAUCCCCCGUAGCAAUGAAGCUGAAAAAGAUGUGGCUGAAAACACCGGUCGGCGAGGAACAAGCCGCCCAAGUAGUACUAGAUCCUGCCCUAGUUGCCCUCGAGGAGGAGCGAAAUAGUCCCAACAGCACCGGCAGCGGGAACGACCGGGGCGAACAGCUGAAUCCAAAGCAACGGCACCAGAUGAAGCACCGCGAACUGUUCCUGUCCCGCCAAGUGGAAACCCUGCCCGCCACCCAGAUCCGGGGCAAGUGCUCGGUGACGCUGCUCAACGAGGAGGAAUCGCUGCUCAGCUAUCUGAACAAAGACGAUACCUUCUUCUACUGCCUAGUAUUUGAUCCGACGCAGAAAACGCUGCUGGCGGACAAGGGGGAGAUUCGCGUGGGGAGUCGGUACCAGACGGAGGUGCAAGCCAUGCUGAAGGACGGCGAAAAGUACGAGCGAAAUCUCGAAGACAUGGAAACGCUGGUGUGGACGCCCCGGCAUUCGCUCAGCGACAAGAAGAUCGACCAGUUCCUGGUGGUGUCCCGGUCCGUUGGUACCUUUGCCCGAGCCCUGGACUGCACCAGCUCAGUGAAGCAACCGUCCCUGCACAUGUCGGCUGCGGCCGCUAGUCGUGAUAUUACCUUGUUUCAUGCAAUGGAUACCCUGCACAAGCAUAGUUACUCGAUAGAGAACGCCAUGUGUUCGUUAGUGCCCUCCAGUGGGCCGGUGCUAUGUCGAGACGAGAUGGAGGAGUGGAGUGCUUCCGAGGCGAAUCUCUUCGAGGACGCGCUGGAAAAGUACGGCAAAGACUUCAACGACAUUCGAAACGACUUUCUUCCGUGGAAAACGCUCAAAAGCAUAGUGGAGUACUACUACAUGUGGAAGACGACGGACCGGUACGUGCAGCAGAAGCGGGUGAAAGCCGUCGAGGCCGAAUCGAAGCUGAAGCAGGUCUACAUUCCCAACUACACCAAACCCAGCCCGGCGCUGAUCACGAACAACAACAAGAACAUUCUGAACGGCAACUCGAACGGGAGCAGUGGCGGCGUGGAGGUGCUCACGAUCAGUGGCGGAAAGCCGUGCGAGUCCUGCUCGACGCUAGCGUCGCCACAGUGGUACUCGUGGGGUCCGUCGCACAUGAGCUGCCGUCUGUGUCAGAUCUGUUGGACCUAUUGGAAGCGUUACGGAGGCCUUAAAGUAGCAUCCCGGUUAGCGGAUAGUGGUGAUAUUGUCGACACAACGACGACGGCAGCAAACACCGGAACGACGCCUCCUGUCGGCGGAAAUGCCGUGUCGCUGAAGAAACAACGAACCAGCGGUGGCCCAGGAACCGGCGGUGGCAGUGCCGGAAGUGAUAUCGACGAUGAUCUGACCAUUGUGGCGAGUAGUGGACCGAUCGGUAGUUUAGGAACCGGCGGGCUGAGCAAUCAUCGACCGCAUAGUCCAUCGUUCAAAUGUUCCAUCGUCAAUUGUGGUAAGGAGUUCAAGCUGAAGGCGCAACUAGGUCGACACUAUGCCCAGGCACACGGAAUUCAGAUCCGAUCGGGAUCGCCCCGGCCCAUCAUGAAAACCCGGACGGCAUUCUAUCUGUUCACCAAUUUGACGACGCGGUUAUCGAGGCGGUUGUGUCGACAAAUUGUCCGAUCGAAAAAGGCCGCCCGCCAACCGUCGUACGCAAUCAACACCGCUGCCGUGAAACAGGAAUUCACCAUCGCUGAGGCUGGAAAGAGUAUAGCGGACAUCCGAAGGUUGCUCACCUACAAGAAGCGAGAUCGAGGAAGCGUAACGCACAUAGCGAACCGUCUCGGCAAUCCCGGCCCAACCGUCGGAGACUGGCUCAUACUGACCCCGAAGGACAAAAUGCCAAAACCGGAAGUGGUUGCAUUCCCGAAGCCACCGAAGGCUCCCGAUGGUAGCUUAAUCUACGAUCGGAUACCAAAUAAAGUCGAGGCUGAACCGAAACCGCUGAAUGCGGCGGCAGCGACUGCUGCGGCAGUUGCCAGUACCCUGCCUGGAGUGACGGUCAAUGCAAUCGGAGGACCGGGCGGAGGUGGAGGAGGAGUAGGAUCGACUGCGGUGCCACCAGGAAUACCCACCCUAGGAAGCACGGCGGGCGUGACAGCUGGACGUACUACACCGAAUGCAGCCACCACUGGCCCUGGCCUGGUAGCGAGCACUCCCAUAACCCCCAUCCCACCUGCAUCACUGAAGCGGCGGAACUAUGAAGAUGCCAACGGAAUCGAUGGUCCUGUAGCGCCUCCAACGAAACGACCGAACAAAGACCCAAUGCCGUCUCAUCGACCUACGCCUGAACAGUACGCGGCUAUGAUGGCCGCUGCCCAGGCAGCAGGACAACCCCUCCCGCGACAUCAUAUGAAUGGUAAACCAAAAAUAGCACAAAUGGCCCGGACCGGUUCUGGGCGCAAGCAGGUCAUCAGUUGGAUGGAUGCCCCUGACGAUGUGUACUACCGAUCAACCGAAGCUAGCAGAAAAACCCGCCGCAAGAUACCGAUCGUCGAACUCCGACGUUCGGCGCGAAAGCCCUGGCGCCAUCUAGUGCCCAAGUAUGCGGCAAUCAUCGCCACUCUGCUGCCACCGGUUGCGCCAGUUUCGGCGGCAGCUGCGGCCGCGGCCGCCGCCGCUGCUGCAGCCGGCAUUCCUCAGAUACCCUCAACGCUUCCACCUCAGCUGACGGCGCAACUGACCGCCACGGGUCAACUUCCGCAUCCUGCAGCCGUUGCGGCGGCUAACCUUAAUCUCAACUCAACGAACAUGGCCGCCCUGGCCAGUGUCCACCCGCUGGCGGCCCAACUCGUCACCGCUGGUAGCAACAGCACCGGCAGCACAAACAACAAUAGCAGUAGUAGCAAUAACAAAGCGAACAGUGAUCUUCAGGUUGUAAUCCUAGACUGACCCGAACCUCGGAAACAUCUGCAACAGAAUCAGCAAGCACAUCCGGCGGUGGUAUCGCAUCAACCGCCACCACUUCAACAGCAGCAGCCGACAACACAACAUCAGCCGCCGCCGCCGCCACAUCCAUACACCAUGGAAGCACUGCUCAAUUAACUCGUAAAAAGAAACACUGAAACAAACAAACACUUUAAAAACAGCUAGCAUGCUCUUUAAUGGUAAUAAUGAUGAUGAAAGAAAGGAAUCGUUUUCGUUUUUUCUUUUCGAUUUUAUCUUAAUUUUAGGACGCGAGGCUGUUGAGCAAACAUGCCUCAAAAAACUAUUUAAAAUAUUACUAAACUGUAAACUAUUGAUGCUCUGUGAGACAACAAAAAACUGUAGUAGCAAAAAAAGGAAAAGUAUGGAGUAAUAAACAAAAAACAAUGGCAAUGCCUGAGCAUUGUUUUAGAAAGAGUGAAACACAAGAGGUUAAAAAACUAAAAAAGGUAAGAAAGCGUUAAGAAGGCAUGCUCUGUGUUGCAUGCGUUGGAAGGAAGGAAACUAAAAACAGUGUGAAAAAGUCUGCUCCCAGCCGAGAGCAGAUCGCUGGAAUGUGAGUUUAAAUAUAUUUUUUGUAAAAAGUAAUUCAACAAACAUCGCUCCCUCUUAAUUAAGAGUAACUUCUUAAAAUAAAUUGUGAAACGAAAGAAAAAACAAACUCAAAACAGAAAAAUUUUCAACAGAUAUGUGAACGGUGUGACGAAAUAAAAGAACACAGCAAAAACUGAUAAUAAAAGCUAAAUCCAAUUUACUACAAAAAUUUAGAAGAAUACAGACUAAAGCAAAAACGAAACAAAAAAAGAAUAACAGAAUGAAGGCAAGGAUUGAGAAAGUAAGGCAACACACUGGUGGUGUGAGACAGAAAGGAAUAUCAUUGAUUUUUCCACCUCUAUUGAAAACAAGAAAAGAAACAAAAAGUGAAACCCUCUCUCAAAAAUAUACAAGCAAAUAUUGAAAAAACAA